CGGGCGGAGGAGAAGACGCGGUUUCCGACGGCGGCUUUGAUUGGAGAGGGUAAGGGACAAGAUGCGAUUUUCUGGCGGGUGGAGUGGCUCCUGAUGAGCGCCAUGUGCGGCGAUGGAGUUGCGGCCGCCGGAGAAGUCGGGGAAUGGCGAAGCCGGGUUGGGUUGGAUGGCGGUCGACGGUGUUAUAUGGGAGAGAGGGCGGAGUUGGUGGAGAGGGGCUUUGAUCGACUUCGGAUCCUGCUCGGGCUGGUCAACCUGCUCGUCCACCUCUUCUUCGGCAGCUUCAGCAUCCUCUUCGACCUCAACCUCUUCUUCCCCUUCCCCGCGUUCGAGCUUCUACAGGGCAGUCUCCAAGGCGGGCUCCCACCAAGGAUGCUUAAGUGGUAG
Messenger RNA from Striga asiatica, 387 nucleotides. Lineage: Eukaryota; Viridiplantae; Streptophyta; Magnoliopsida; Lamiales; Orobanchaceae. The record is from the annotation of a GenBank genome assembly.